UUGUGAAGUAGUAGAUUCAGCUUCAUCAUUACAUCUUUUACUUCUUGAGACCAAAUUACUGAAGCCCAUUCUAGUUUUUGCAACAGAUUUUAUGGGUUUUGACAUUUUAAAUUUAGAAUUAAAAGAAUUAU
Molecule: messenger RNA, 131 nt
Organism: Funneliformis geosporum
Lineage: Eukaryota; Fungi; Glomeromycota; Glomeromycetes; Glomerales; Glomeraceae
Source: the annotation of a GenBank genome assembly